Messenger RNA from Diuraphis noxia (Russian wheat aphid), 776 nucleotides. RefSeq names its product mitochondrial ribosomal protein L40 (gene mRpL40). The record is from RefSeq and is a predicted model, not a curated record. Lineage: Eukaryota; Metazoa; Arthropoda; Insecta; Hemiptera; Aphididae. Gene Ontology annotation, cellular component: mitochondrial large ribosomal subunit; mitochondrial ribosome.
AAUGAUUAUAAGACAUAAGUAUUUUAAUUAUUAUCAACUAGCAUAUUUCUAUCAUUUCUUCUUAAUCGGCUUUGUCUUUCAAGCCAAAAUUGGAAAUAGCCACUGUGAUGUUUAAAUUGCUUKCAUCAGUCGCCAUGCACCCGAGUGCAUUGGUUGGAUCAAGGAGUAUAUCAACAAAUGGAGGACCAUUAUUCUUCCGUUCAUCUGUACCCAUGUUUGCUGAGCCAUUGAAAAAAAAGAAACGUUUAGAUCCACAGAUAUUAAAAGCCAGAGAAGAUAGAAAACGUAAAAAGAUAGAAAAAUCCAUUAGAAAAUUGGAAAAGGUAUCCAAAACAUUAAAACCUAUUGAUGAGGUGCAAUUAAUGGCUUCGUUAUCCAAUGAACUUGACAUUCGUCAGAGACCAAUAGAAGUGCAUAGUAAUGAUAAGCUUGAGGAACGAAUAGUUGCAGCAAAGGCAUGGUCAAUGUUUAAGCAUGAUGAACACUUUUUCAAUCUUCAAGUUAUCAGUGACCUAGAGUAUUCACAGCAACGUGCAUUAAAUGAGUUACGCGAAGUUUCUGAAGAUUUGUAUCUAGCAGCUAUUGAUUUCGAUGAAUCCUUAUUGACAUGUCAACUAACUGGACCAGUAGAAACUCCUCCAAUCGAAAACUACCAAAGUCCUGAUGGAGAAUAUAUUGAUAUUUCAAAAAAAUGGGAUUAAAAUGAAUGUAGUAUAUAUUWCAAUUUAUGCUUGAAAGGUUUGAAUACCUAAAUAAAUUAUUAGAUUCUGUAAAAA